Molecule: messenger RNA, 6865 nt
Organism: Danio rerio (zebrafish)
Lineage: Eukaryota; Metazoa; Chordata; Actinopteri; Cypriniformes; Danionidae
Source: RefSeq, a predicted model, not a curated record
AAGCUCCAGAGAUAUUUAGCAACAGCUGCUUGUCACCUGACAAAUAAUGUAAAGGUGAAGGUCAGUGGUGGGCUUUUGAGAAGAAGGUUAAAUCCACCUGAGGAUCCCAGUUCAAAUGAUUUUUAAUUAGGCAGGCUUUACCUUAACCUAAGACAUAUUUGGCAAAAUCACGUUAUUUUAUUGCAUGUUAAAGAUCUAGCAUUAUGCAGCAUGUUUUCCCAAGGAAAAGGCUUCACAUAUAUAUAGAAUGUGCGCAAUUAAAGGUCAGAAAUGUAAAUAAAAACAUCUCGGCCCAUUCUGCAGCGUUGGAUUUUGACGUGCAUCUAUGCUAGGCGAUCGUUUCCUGGGUGUCCCGUAGUGGACAUCAGUCUCGUGGCUCUAUUGAAAGAGUUCGAGACCCAGCAGGCUUUUUACUAAUUCCGCUGCAAUGUUUGUCUCAACUCUUUUCGUGCCGGCCCACGUGUGCGAAUUUGAAGGCGAGAUUAUACAAACGUGCACGUGCUGCUCGGCGACCCUCGCGUGUCGCGUCCCGGAGCAACGGUUUAAUUGAGAGCGAGGGUGUAUUUUCACUUUGUUACUCGGGUAGGGUUUGCAGUUUAGCGCACCGUUGCGAUCCCCUUUCCCCUUGAGCGGCUGGAUUCUCGCGGUGCAUGCUGGGACCUGCAGUCCUCGCUCCUCCCUUCUCAGGGCGAACGCGGUCAGGGCGUGGAUGUCGAAGCACUACAACUCCCACACGAGCUCGGCUCCAUCUGCCCCUCUCUCUCUCCCACCAGACCAGAGACAGAGAGAUACGGUACGAACCCCCCCGGACUUUCAGAACCGAAAAUCGUCGAGAUUAGUGAACUGCGAGGGACAAGAUCGGAAGACCGGAUUUAAGCCGCUAUCUUGAUGCGCAAACAUCUUCCAAAUGUCGGUCAAACGGAACUUCACACUAACCAGAGGAGAAUCCCCUAAAAAGUCACUUGUCCACACACUCCAAGUAAUGUGCUGAGAAAAGGCCUAUGCAGGUGGAUCCCUCACCAAUGAAUGUAGGGGAUGGAGGGACGGUGAGCAGAGAGAGCAGUGCCCCUACCCAGGUGUCUGAGAGCAUGGUUGGGAAUCCACAGCAGACACUACCUCUGGAACUUAGAGGUGAUGUACCUCAGAGUCAGCAGAAUAAACUGAGGGUGACAACAGACUGCAAAACGCCCGACGUCUGCUCAGAAGCCAGCAAUUUAAAUCAUUGCCCACAAGUCCCCCCUUCUCAACCUCACAGCAAUGUGUUCAGCACUGAUCCCGUGAACACACCCCUACCUGAUCGGAUUGAGGUUUCCAAAGGCAAGAUUGAUGGGGCUGGCAUCUUCUCCACUCACCAGUGGCCUUGUGGUAAAAAGGUCACCACAGAGGACCCUGUGAACUCUGUUCACUCUAAUAUAAACCUAAACAAGAAGACUAACGCACCAGCUCCCACCCAGCCUGUGAUAAGUGUUCCUUUAGGUUUCCAGUGCUCCACACUGUUUAAACCUGGCCAGCCUGUUGCUUUCCUUCCCCCCUCCAAUUUUUCUUCUCCUCUUUGUAAGAUCACAUUGCCACCCGGGUUAGGUCAGAUAGCUGCCCUGAGAGAAGCCACUGCUAGCCAGUUUCAAAAGGACUGCCCUGCACAAAGCUCUUGUUCUAGCACUACACCUAUGCUCAAAACAUACCCGUAUCACUUUUCUGUAGGAAGAGGACCUGGUGCUGAGAAAAAGCAUCCGUCUUCAGGAUCCAAAGUCAGGUGUGACUCUUUGUCUAAGGGCUUUCAGGCUAGAGUUGAGCAUAAAGGCCCAAUGUCUUCAGUAGCAGCUCCAGCUUUAGCCCUUCCAGUACAGCAAGCUACGCAGGGCUCGGCUCCACCAACCCGUUACACCAUUUCUCCCACUGCUGCCAUCUGCUGCAGCCCAGCUCUGGCAAAUAUUACGACUCAAAGUCGGUUACUUAGCCUUGUAGAAAAAGGCUCGACUUUCAGAGGUGCAGAAAAGACUUCGUUGGCAUAUCUGAAACCAAAAACUCUGUCCACUCCAGAGGAGCUCAAUGUUUCCUGCCCUGUUGAACCAAGGGACGUGCCCCUUGAUCUGUCUGCAAAGUCCAAGCGACAAAAAAGCAUUAAAGACACUCAGAACAACCCAUCAGUGGCCACGGAACAUCAUUCUGUUGAGGCUCAUCAGAAAAAUAUUACAGGUUCCAAAAAGAUUCAUUCUGCUUCUUUUCAUGGGUCAUCUAGUACAUUUGACACUCAGAGAAAUGGUGCAACCCAGAAGUCAUCUUCUAAACUAACUAAUCACCAUGCUCUAGAACCUAACACAUCCUGGGUCAAAAGCUCAUCUUCCGGUUCCUUGAAUAAUCUCCCGGGUACAUAUGUAGGUGUGGCAAGCCCCAUUCUAGCAUCUACUUUGCGUAGCAAAGAUGGAAAAGGUGCUGCUUUUGUAGAAGAUCUUCAGACAUUUGCCAAACAGGAAACCAUCUCCAUCAUUGACCAAGGAGAGCAGCCAGUCUGUAGAGAAAGGAAAGCUCAGUUUGCUGUUAAAGGUUCCCAGCAUAAUAAAAGUGGAAAGCUUUCAACAGGUACUCAGCAAGGUUUUUUAUCCACCCAAUUAUGUGCUACAGUAAAUUCACAGCCCCACCGAAAGUCUGUUGGUGGAAAAGGAGGCACCUUGUUUACACCUCCAGUUAAAUCCUUAUGGCAACCACCUUGUGUUCAUUCCCAAGGAGCAUCCCUGCAGAAGAAGCCAAGUCAGACUCAAGCCCCAAAGACUAAGAGCACCCUCAGUUGUGAGAGAGCCCUUUUCCAUAACUCUCAUUUAAGCCCAACAAAAGUAGAGGAUGAAAAGUGGGAAAAGGCCAAAUCCCCCCUGUCGAACCUGGAGUCGAUAGUGAAGCAGAAAACUCUUGAGACCACUGCUCUUACUGGUGAGAACUACUGUAAUCUGUCUUCUGUGGGGUCCAAGAGGCCUGAGGUAGUCAGCAUCCAGAACAGGUGUCAGGACUCCACGUUGCAACAGACCCUCACAGCUGGUUCUCCCCCAUUCAGGACCAUAGAAGGACAGGUCAUUAAGUCGGACAGAACCUCUCCACAAACAGACUCCACAGCAGCUUUAAACAGACCAGAAAUCACAACCGUUCCUGUGCCCAAGGAUAAGGGACGGGAGAAACAGACAAAACAGACAGAAAAUCAAUCAUCUGAUAGUAGACAAAAAAUUAAAUCUAGUACCCCAAGUAAAAGAAGUUCACCCAGUAUUAAAGUAGAGUGGAAAGAAAGGAAAUUGGUGCAACAUUUAGAGGAUGAGACCGCAAAAGAGAAGGCAUCAGAGAGGAAGAUUUCUUCUCAUGUUAAAGUAGAAGGGAUAGCCUUAUCGCUCCUUCAGAGCAACACUGUAGAAGUAGAAGGAGAGGCAAAAAUAAAUGGAGCCAAAGAGGAGAUACCUUCCAAAGGAAAAGUAUCCAUCAUAAAACAAAAGAACCUAAAAAAGCAUGCCAAGGAGAAAACACCUCCUGAAGUGCAAAAAAAGACUGCACCUAGGAAACAAAAAGAUAAAGACAGUCCAUCAGUCAAGCAAGGCCUCUCUCAUAAAAAGCAGAAGAAAGAUGUGUUGCCUGGAGUGGGAAAAAGUGUACUGAAAGAUGGAACAGGCCCAGGCCCCAAAGCAGGGGGAAAGACUCGCAAAGGGAAAAGCUGUCCGGCUAAUGUGGAGCACACCGACUCAAACAAAAUAGAUUCAGAAAGCAGUCCAUGCAGAAGUCCUCAGGUUGACAGAGACUCGGGCUCUCUCAGCAGUCCAGGCUGGCCUAGUAAGGAAUCAGAUUCCCAGGAGGAGGCCUCUCCGCGACUGAGGCGAGGGCGCAGACGGACUGAUGAAGCGUUGCUCCGAGACUGGAGCUUCGCCACUCCACCUACUCCACCCCCCCUCGAUCCCCCUUCCACCCCGCCGCCUGUACCAGUGCGGCGGCCGCGCGGCAGGCCCCGAAUCAAUCCUCUGCCCGAGGAGGUGGAUGCGGACAAGGACAGGCCCACAGAGGGUGGAGACACCUCUUCAAUAAAGAAAAGGAAACGCUGCAAGAAUCGUAAAUAUCAGAACGGGGAAUACAUCACCGAGAAGGAUAAGGUGGCAGAUGGAGAGGAGGAGAAGCUGGGCGUGGAAGAUGGUGAGGCCACGAAUGAGAAGACAGGUGUGUACCCGUGUCUCAGUGCCACACUGACCGGCGAAGUGCCCAGUCCCGACGUCAGUCCUAGACGGACACUCUUCACCCGUUCUGGAUCAACACGACCACAAGACAGUCCUCCUGCUACACAUCCAAACACAGACAAACCCGCAGGGAAGAGGAAGUUCAAAAGCAAACACUUAUGUGACACAGACGAGCAGAAAAAGCUCAAGACUAAGAAAGGCAGUUUGGGCAAACGCACAGGCCCCCUCGUGCUAGAUGAGGAUGGUCCACCGGCCAAGAAAACCCCAACUCCUCUUUGCGCUUCUCCCAAGCCGCCACACUCACCACUGUCAGGCAAAAAAGGAACAGCUGGGAAAUUGGGAAUCCCUGAAUCCACUCCAAGCCGUCCAGUGCCUCCAGAAGUCCGUCGACUGAUUGUCAAUAAGAAUGCAGGAGAGACGCUGUUACAGAGAGCUGCUAGAUUAGGGUACCAGGAUGUGGUUUUGUACUGCUUGGAAAAGGAUGUGCGAGAGGUGAACCGUCGAGACAAUGCGGGUUACACAGCGCUGCAUGAGGCCUGUGCACGUGGCUGGACACACAUUGUACAGGUGCUACUGAAGCAUGGGGCAGAUGUCAACUGCAGCGCACAGGACGGCACACGUCCAAUUCAUGAUGCAGUAGCAGCUGAUAAUCUGCCGGCUGUCUGGAUGUUGUUAAAUCACGGAGCAGACCCAACGCUGGCCACCUACUCUGGUCAGACCGCAGUCAAACUCGCCCAGAGUCCAAGCAUGAAGACUUUCCUCAAAGAGUACUUUACUGAUUUAGAAGGACGAACAGACCAGGAUCCGAGCCUGCAGUGGGAUUUCUACAGUAGCUCUGUGUUUGAGAAAGAUCAGGAGCCUUGUUGGGACUUCCUGUUGUCUCAACCUGAGGAUGAAGGCGAGGAGAUGUUUAGCGAGCAGGUGAAGGAGAGAGACGCAGAUGCAGACUGUCUUCUGUUCGAGUUCUCCUCAGAGCCUCUUCUGUCAUGUUAUCAUGUCCAAGUAUCACUAACACAGGGUUUUUGCAACUGGUUCUUGCUAGCAGACGUGCUAAAGCGGCUAAAGAUGUCAGCGCGCAUUUUCCGGGCUCGAUACCCUCAGUUUGAGGUGGUGAACAUCGCUCAGGCGGAGCUGUGGAAGCAGGUCUCCGUCAGUCAGACGUGCAGCCCUCCGGACGAGCUCCAGCCGGAGGAUGAUGAGGACGGAGAGGAGACUGUGGAGCUGGUGCGCUGCGUGCCAGAGCUACAGGGACUGCUGGGCUCCUCCAUACAGAUCCUCCGAGAUGACGACAAUGACAAUGAUGAAGAUGAUGAUGACAAGUCAGCGCUCAGACCUUGCAGUCGAUAGCGACUAUAGUGCCGUCCGCAGUCCGAUGGCCUGUUACCAGUACCAGCACUUUGUAUGUUCAGAAUCAGCCAGAAAGGUCCUAUUUCUUCACAAGCGAAAGGAGCGACUUACGGGGACGGACUCCAGUGGGAAGCAACUUUCAGGUUUCUUCUGUAGGGUUUUGUUUAUUUUUCAUUUUUUAAAAUAAACCUAUAUGUAUAAGUAAAACAUAUUAUGUAUAUCUUGACAUCAGGGUGAACGCAGGGUGGUUGUGACUUGUUUUACGUCCAUUUGGUUUUUUUUGACGCUCCUUUAGAAGAAGUGGUAAUCCAAGUCUUUUUUUAUCUUGGUAUACUAAAUGUGUGUAGCUAAGAGGCUUACGUCAAGCUAACGGCGGCGCAGGAAUGCCUUCAAGCCAGAUGCUUGGUGUGUAAACCAUCGAGCUCCCAGAAGCCCCUUCACCUUUUCUGCAAAUGUUGCCCUCUUUACCUCAGCACCACUGCGGCUCUGCCAGGAUCACGUCACACUUUCACUUUAUUUCAUUCGUGUCGUGCCGGGAUCGGGAUUGUGUUGCUCUGACGUCACACGUUGUUUUGUUUUUUUUGAGCUGUUGGUUUUAGCCACUGAUAUAAUUAAUUUAUGAUAUCCAGCAGGUGAUAUCGACCUUGACAUUUAAGUGGUAAGAAAACCAAACCUGUGGAUUUUUUUUAAAGGUUUUUCUACCAGAAUCCGUCUCGAACUGCUUUUGCUGAAGAAGUCUGAGUUUUUCUUGGUGUACCAGAUUCCCAGCGUGCUUUGUGGCGCGUGGUGUGUUUUAUUUACACUGACUGUUGUUUGUGCUUAAUUUAAUAGUCAUUAAUAUAUUUGACCUUUUGUGUGUGUGUGUGUGUGUGUGUGUGUGUGUGUGUGUGUGUGUGUGUGUGUCAGACAAAUGAUAUAUGAAAAUUGCUUUGUAUGGUUGGUGCUUUAUUUGACGACGUACAAAUAAUGAACCCUUUAUCCUGAGGUUGUUUUGUUUUCCCAAACUGCGAACAGUAUUUUAACAGGCUAAAGUACAGUUUUAUUGUACUGGUGCUAAGCUAGAUUUUUGUGUUGACAAUCAAUGAAGUUUUGUUUGACUGAAACCAAUAAAUAUUUAAAUGAAGAGAGAGCGAGAGAGAUGUAAAGAUAGAGUUUAGUUUCACUACUUGCGGAAAAACCGCGAGACCUGAGGAAAGUACUUGGUUUUGAUUGAUUGAGGAAGGCAUAUUGCUUCAGUGAUCUCUGUUCAAAGGAGAGCUGUUUAUUUGAUUCUUUUUUUAAAGAGAUCAACCAGAAUAAAGCAUGAUUGUCAAGUCUUG